Ostrinia furnacalis (Asian corn borer) is the source of this 1387-nucleotide messenger RNA. Its product is annotated as nucleoredoxin-like. Gene Ontology annotation, cellular component: nucleus. Gene Ontology annotation, biological process: negative regulation of Wnt signaling pathway; negative regulation of protein ubiquitination. Bases 335 to 1048 code for a protein of 237 amino acids. The transcript is spliced from 3 exons. Gene Ontology annotation, molecular function: thioredoxin-disulfide reductase (NADPH) activity. The record is from RefSeq and is a predicted model, not a curated record. NCBI's taxonomy places the organism in Eukaryota, Metazoa, Arthropoda, Insecta, Lepidoptera, Crambidae.
CUGUUAAAGUGUUUGCUCUGUCUGAGGGACCCUCACUCGCCCUCCGGCCUCCGCUGCAGUCUGCCUUUGUCUCCGAGGGCGACCGCCCGCGCGCACUCCGUGCCCCGGCUAAAAAUAACUUACUCCCGCAUCCUUCAUAACGAACCAAAAUAACAACCGCGCUUUUAUAAAAAAAAAACAAGAAAUUCUAUUCGCGUUCUUUUUUCAAAAUUGUGUGAAAUAUACGAUUUUGUUGCGAAUCUGUGAACCAGUUGAUGCGAAACCAAAAUAAACAAAAGAAUCGCGAGCGAAUGAUGCGGGCAUAAGAAUUUCGUUCGUUCGUACAAAUUCGAAAAUGGAUUGGCGCGAAAAACUUUUUGGUAAAGUGCUCGUCAAAUCGGGUCAAAGUGGCCAGUUAGAGAAUGUGGCGACCAUGGAGGGUUUGGUUGACUGUGUGGAGGAAGGUGAGGGUGCUGUGUGUGGGAUAUACUUUUCUUUCGCGAAUAUAAGCGAUGAGAGUGACGAUUUCGGCGUGCGUUUGGAGGAGGUGUACAAUAAAGUGCAUCCGAGGCUGAAGGUAGUGCAAGUGGUGUUAUGGGCGCAUGUUGGCACCCCUGAAGGACCGGUGGAGAGAGAAGCCGGGUUCCACCGGAGCUUGAUCGGGAAGCCUUGGUUCGCUGUGCCGUUCCAUGAUGUGGAUACAAAGCGUCGUCUGACCCAGAAAUACAGCAUCGCAGUAGGAGUGCCGACCCUGGUCAUCAGAGGCCGGGCGGUCCGGGACGCCCUCCUCGCCGACCCCCUGGGAGAGCGGUUCCCCUGGCCUGCCCCCCCUCUGCAGGAGGUCCUGAGAGGCGUCCAGCUCCAGGGUGACGGGCAUACCAAGCUGUAUGAGGAACUGCCGCCGGAUUCAGUGCGCGUGUUCUAUUUUGCUGCUCAUUGGUGCCCGCCCUGCCGAGCAUUCGCCCCGAGCCUGUGCUCGGCGCUCGCGGCGGUGCGCAAGCGGCGCGCCAAGUACGCUAACACGCAGCUCAUACUCGUCUCUAGUGACAGGUCAGUUUUAAAUAUUUAACCCUUUAUACAAUAGUGGGAAUAUAGUUCCCAUCAUAUUUUGAACUUUACUCCGUUGUUUUAAGGUAGGGUUGCCAUCCGUCCGGGUUUCCCCGGAUUUGUCCUAAUUUAGAGGGUGUCCGGGGAGCGUCCGGGCAGGGUUUUAUUUAUUAUCCGGGUAUAAAAAAUUAAAUCUUGGGCCAAUGCCGGGCAAUGCAACUAAAUUUUAUAAAAACCUGUUGACAUAGGGUUCUGGGCCCCAAAAUCCGGGGUUUUCACGCGUCUUAUCCUGGUUGUCAAAUUUUGAGAUGGCAACCCUUUUUGAAGGUCCAAAAUCAAUGAAAUAUUUGGACUCGUUAUG